AUGCAAGAUCGAAUCGACUCGCACGACAACGACGCCAUGGAGACUGCCGAGUCCAAAGAUCCAGACAAGGAUAUCACCACACUCGCACAAUCAAUCUCGCACGUCUCGCGCCAGAACAGUCUUAAUGUUGACACAUCCGGGGAGGGUGUCAAUACCUUCCUUUAUCCAACCAGAGACCCUGAGCUUGAUCCCAACAGUGACACGUUCAUAUCGCGCAAAUGGGUCAGGAACAUGCUGAAGAUGGUAUCUCAUGAUUUGGACCGUUACCCACGUCGCACAGUAGGGGUCUCGUUUCGCAACCUCAAUGUUUUCGGCCAUGGCACUGCAGCCGACUACCAGAUGAACUUUGCCAACACCUGGCUCAAGGCCGCCGACUGGCUCCGAGGUGUUUUGGGGAUGGAGAAAAAAGUACGCAUCGAUAUUCUGCGGGAAUUCGAAGGCAUCGUGCAUAGUGGAGAGAUGCUGGUUGUUCUGGGUCGCCCGGGCAGUGGAUGCUCUACCUUCCUCAAAACUCUCGCAGGAGAGACACAUGGGCUCUAUCUUGACAAGGACAAAAACACAGAAGUACAAUAUGACGGCAUCUCGUGGGACGACAUGCACGGCCGUUUCCGAGGCGAAGUGAUCUACCAAGCUGAAACGGAGAUCCACUUCCCACAGCUGACCGUCGGUAACACACUGCUGUUUGCUGCUCAGGCUCGAGCCCCAAGCAACCGUCUUCCCGGGGUUACACGCGAUCAGUACGCAAUGCACAUGCGCGACGUUGUGAUGGCGAUGCUUGGUCUGACGCAUACCAUGAAUACCCGAGUUGGUAAUGAGUUUAUUCGCGGGGUCUCUGGGGGCGAGAGAAAGCGGGUUAGUAUUGCUGAGACUACUCUGUGUGGGUGUCCCUUGCAAUGCUGGGACAAUAGCACUCGAGGAUUGGAUAGCUCCACGGCACUCGAGUUUGUCAAGAACAUUCGCCUUUCCACAGACUACAGCGAGACCACUGCGAUCGUCGCCAUUUAUCAAGCCAGUCAAUCUAUCUACGAUCUUUUCGACAAAGCAAUUGUUCUCUAUGAAGGCCGUCAAAUUUAUUUCGGCAAUGCUCACGAUGCCCGGCGCUUCUUUAUCGAGAUGGGCUUUGACUGCCCGGACAGACAGACUACGGCAGACUUCCUCACUUCCCUGACUAGCCCAUCCGAGCGUCUUGUGAGACCAGGGUUUGAAGGCACUGUACCUCGCACACCUGAUGAGUUUGCAGCUCGCUGGAAGGCUAGUGCUGAGCGGAAACAGCUGCUAGCUGAAAUUGAUGCAAGCCAAAACAACCACCAGGCUGAAGGAGGAAAGUUCAAAGAGUUUAGUGUAUCUCGUGCUGCAGAGAAGCAGAAAGGUACCCGUGCAGCCUCGCCGUACACUUUGUCAUAUCUCAUGCAGAUUCGCCUUUGUCUUUGGCGGGGAUUCCUACGCCUGCGGGGAGAUCUCAGCAUGACACUUGCCUCUGUGAUUGGCAAUAUUGCUAUGAGUCUGAUCAUUGCCAGUCUCUUCUACAAUUUAGAGGCCGACACGGACAGCUUCUUUCGACGUGGCUCUCUGCUCUUCUUUGCAAUUCUCAUGAAUGCAUUCUCUAGCUCUCUUGAAAUUCUGAUUAUGUGGCAUCAACGGCCCAUCGUGGAAAAGCAUGACAAGUAUGCUUUGUAUCACCCUUCAGCAGAAGCUAUCAGUUCUUACAUCGUGGAAAUGCCCUCAAAGGUCCUGCUUGCAAUUGUGUUCAAUUUGAUCAUCUACUUCAUACCUCACCUUCGUCGAACCCCAGGUCAUUUUUUCAUCUUCUUCCUGUUUUCGUUUACCACGACCCUGGUCAUGUCGAAUCUCUUCCGGUUCAUCGGUGCAAUCUCGAGGUCUAUGGCGCAAGCAAUGGUUCCUUCAUCGCUCUUUAUGAUGAUGUUGGUCAUUUACACUGGGUUUACCAUCCCAGUCAGAGAUAUGCAUCCUUGGUUCAGAUGGUUGAACUAUUUGAAUCCCAUUGCCUAUGCUUUCGAAUCCCUGAUGAUCAACGAGUUCAGCGGUCGACAUUUUUCUUGCUCUCAGUAUGUACCUGGUAUUUUACCUCUAUACAAUGAUGCACCGAUGAGCUCCAAAAUCUGUUCACAAAAGGGUGCAGUGGCAGGGCAGGAUUACAUUGAUGGAGAGGCCUACAUCAACACCACUUUUCGAUACUUCAAGUCACAUCUGUGGCGGAAUUAUGGUAUCCUCUGUGCAUUUUUUGUGUCUUUCUUAGUCAUGUACAUCAUUGCCAGUGAGCUUAUUCGCGCCAAACCAUCCAAGGGUGAGGUCCUGGUGUUUCCACGCGGUAAAAUCCCAGCCUUUGUUAGAAACCGAAAAGACGACCCGGAACGUGUCAUUGCGUCAGAGAAAAGUGCUGUUACGGCUGCUGAAAAUGAAGAUCAAACUGCAGCCAUCAUUCGUCAGACCUCCAUUUUCCACUGGGAAAAUGUCUGCUAUGACAUCAAAAUCAAAGGGACACCACGUCGCAUCUUGGACUGUGUGGAUGGCUGGGUAAAGCCAGGCACCCUAACAGCUCUUAUGGGCGUCACUGGAGCGGGGAAGACGUCUUUGCUUGAUGUGUUGGCAGACCGUGUUACUAUGGGAGUGAUAACUGGAGAUAUGCUUGUUGACGGCCGUCCUCGAGAUGAUUCGUUCCAGCGGAAGACGGGCUAUGUCCAACAGCAAGACCUACAUCUGGAGACAAGUACUGUCCGUGAAGCUUUGACUUUUAGCGCUCUUCUUCGCCAGCCCGCUAGUACCCCUCGCAGUGAAAAGAUUGCCUAUGUUGAGGAGGUCAUUCACAUGCUCGGCAUGGGGGAAUAUGCAGAGGCCAUUGUCGGAGUUCUCGGCGAGGGAUUGAACGUUGAACAACGCAAGCGAUUGACUAUUGGCGUGGAGCUUGCAGCCAAGCCAGCACUCCUGCUCUUUUUUGACGAGCCAACCUCGGGUUUGGAUAGUCAAACCGCAUGGUCAAUUUGUACCUUGAUGCGAAACCUCGCCAAUCAUGGUCAAGCUGUUUUGUGUACCAUCCAUCAACCUUCGGCUAUGCUCAUGCAGCAAUUUGACCGGCUGCUAUUCCUGGCAAAGGGAGGACGCACUGUUUAUUUCGGAGAACUCGGACUGCACAUGAGGACAUUGAUCGAAUAUUUCGAAAACAAGGGGUCAACCAAAUGUCCCCCGAACGCAAACCCGGCCGAGUGGAUGCUAGAAGUGAUUGGAGCUGCCCCAGGCUCUCACGCGGAUAGAGACUGGGCCGAUGAAUGGAACAGCAGCAGCGAGUGUGAGCAGGUCCGUCGAGACCUAGCUGCAAUGAAAGCAGAACUGUUGGAAAAGCCUGAGCCUCCACGAGUCGCGGGGUACGGACAGUUUGCGAUGCCAAUCUGGUAUCAGUUUGUGGUUUGCAUUCAACGAAUGUUUCAGCAGUACUGGAGGUCUCCGGGAUACCUUUACUCCAAAGCUGCGACAGCUAUCAUCCCUCCGCUUUUCAUCGGAUUCACCUUCUGGCAUAUGCCGACCAGUCUCCAAGGCUUGCAAAAUCAGAUGUUCGCCAUCUUCAUGCUCUUGAUCAUCUUCCCGAAUCUGGUACAGCAAAUGAUGCCCAGCUUUGCUACCCAGCGCGCGUUGUAUGAAGUACGAGAGCGGCCAUCCAAGACAUACUCGUGGCAGGCAUUCAUGAUGGCCAGUAUCUUCGUGGAACUGCCAUGGAAUAUCCUGAUGUCAGUGCCGGCAUUCUUCAGUUGGUAUUAUCCGAUCGGACUGUAUCACAACGCAGAACCGACCAAUGCAGUGACUGAGCGAAGCGGCGUGAUGUUCCUCCUCAUUCUAAUUUUCCUCAUGUUCACGUCGACGUUCAGUUCCAUGAUCAUUGCUGGCAUUGAGCAGCCCGAGACUGGUGGUAACGUUGCCCAGCUUUUGUUCUCGCUAUGCUUGAUCUUCAACGGUGUGCUUGCGAGCCCGUCCGAUAUGCCCCGCUUCUGGAUUUUCAUGUAUCGCAUCUCCCCUUUCACGUAUCUCGUGUCCACUGUACUCUCAACGGGGUUGACGGGGACAACCGUGGAAUGUUCAAACAUUGAGCUGCUCACCGUUUCACCCCCCGCAGGUCAAAACUGCUCCAGUUAUCUGGACCCAUACAUCAAUGCUCUCCGUGGUCGUCUAAUGAAUCCUGAAGCGUCAACAAAUUGCAAGAUCUGCUCCAUCUCAAGCACGGACCAGUUCCUCGAGAGUCUGAGUAUGUCGUACUCGGACCAUUGGCGUAAUAUCGGGGUGCUGUUUGCUUAUGUGGGGUUCAAUAUCGUGGCCGCAGUGUUCCUUUACUGGCUCUGCCGUGUGCCUAAGCACUGGUCGCGUAAGGUCAAGCAGGCCUGA
Penicillium arizonense is the source of this 4389-nucleotide messenger RNA. Its product is annotated as pleiotropic drug resistance family ABC transporter. Gene Ontology annotation, cellular component: membrane. Lineage: Eukaryota; Fungi; Ascomycota; Eurotiomycetes; Eurotiales; Aspergillaceae. Gene Ontology annotation, biological process: transmembrane transport. The record is from RefSeq and is a predicted model, not a curated record. Gene Ontology annotation, molecular function: ATP hydrolysis activity; ATP binding; ABC-type transporter activity. The coding region runs from base 1 to 4389 and encodes 1462 amino acids. The transcript has 4 exons.